This is a messenger RNA of Trematosphaeria pertusa, 1668 nucleotides long. Its product is annotated as CMGC protein kinase. NCBI's taxonomy places the organism in Eukaryota, Fungi, Ascomycota, Dothideomycetes, Pleosporales, Trematosphaeriaceae. Gene Ontology annotation, molecular function: protein kinase activity; ATP binding. The record is from RefSeq and is a predicted model, not a curated record. Gene Ontology annotation, biological process: protein phosphorylation. Bases 87 to 1313 code for a protein of 408 amino acids. The transcript has 5 exons.
GUUAUUUUGUACAUAUAACUCUAUCUCACCUAUAAUCGAUUCCUUGAACUCCCAUUGUUAUGCCACGCCCCCCAUCAUCGCGUCCAAUGGCUUCAGUCGUUGGAUUAGCGCGGCGCUGGUUGAAAAAGGCCCCUGUGCAGCCCCUGCACUUUCACGAUGCCAAUUUCGAGACGAUACCCGCCUCACGGAAACUUGAGGAGGAAAUACACGACGCCUCGACGGGCCGAUAUUAUCCCGUACGAAUCGGUGAAAUACUAAGCACGAAGUACCAAGUCGUUGGGAAAUUAGGAUAUGGCCUUGGUUCGACUGUCUGGCUGGCUAAUGACCUAUAUGGGCCUCGUGCGGUUGCGCUGAAGAUAUUCACAAACGAUGGGCAGAACCGUCAAGAGGUCGGCAUCUAUCAGCAUCUACAGAGCAUUAAAUCGAACCAUCCAGGACGCCGCCAUGUCCGCGAUGCGCUGGAUACUUUUACUCUACAUGACCCCCAAGGCGAGCACCAAUGCCUCGUACAUGAGCCCAUGUGGGAAAGCGCGCGAGACCUACUCCGGCGGAAUGCGAGUCACAGGUUUACAGAAGACUUACUAAAAGCAUUCGUUUAUCGCUUGCUUCAAGCCGUUGAUUAUCUCCAUUCGGAAGCGCAUUUAAUUCAUACAGAUAUCAGCGCUGGUAACGUUCUUCUGGAGAUUGAAGACCACUCGAUUAUUACCGCAUUCAUCAAAGCCGAACAAGACCACCCCUCGCCUCGUAAAGAAGUUAACGGGUAUACUAUCUAUGCUUCUCGGAGCUUCGAGUUGCCUAAAAGCAUCGGAGAGCCUGUUCUUAGCGAUUUUAGCUCAGCUGUAUCGGGGGACGUCGCGCAUAACGAAGAUGUACAACCGGACGUGUAUAGGUCUCCCGAGGUCUGUUUGCAGAUCCCAUGGAGCUACAGCAUUGAUAUUUGGAACAUCGGAGUUCUUAUUUGGGACCUGUUUGAGGGGAAACACAUGUUCUACGGAAGGGAUCCGAAAGAGAAACGGUAUAUGACUCGUGCGCACAUCGCCGAGAUGAUUGCUCUGAUGGGACCGCCGCCUUUAGAACUUUUGAAGCGUGGAAAGAGGACUGCCGAGUUCUUCACCGAGGAUGGUCAAUGGCGUGGUGAAAUACCCCUUCCAAGUGCUACUAGCCUCGAGGAGUCUGAGGAGAACCUCGACGGUAGUAACAAGGAGGCCUUCCUCCGGUUUAUGCGCAAAAUGUUGCAAUGGGAGCCCGGACGUCGACAGACGGCGAAACAGCUACUACAAGACCCCUGGUUGAAUGGAGCUGCUACGAUGUAGCCUCGGCACUCGAACUGAGCUUGCUUCGUGCCCUCGGAUCUUGACCUUGUGGUCUCGUAUGCUCAGUCAUGCGGACGUGCUCUUGUUAAGCCGAAGGGCGAGUCACUUCAUAUAUGGGCAUGUAUUGUUCGCAGCACCAAGACAAUGCAAUGUGCGCACUUCGAAGUACCAUGUGCUCGGUUACGGCGAUUUCACGUUUAUAGCGCGACGAAGAUGGAUGGUUAUCUAUAGCAGCACGCAUGGGAAUAAAGGCGGUAGGACAGAGGUGGUGGGGGCAUCAUGGUUCUCAAGUAUUUGUAGAGCCGUGCGAUUUAUCUCGGUGGCGACCUGCACGCAUGCACACCAUAACUCUGUG